AUGAAGUUCAUGAAAGUUGGCCGUGUGGCCAUCAUUACCCGUGGCCGCUACGCCGGUAAGAAGGUCGUCAUUGUCCAGCCUAACGACUCUGGCUCCAAGGCGCACCCCUUCCCUUACGCCAUCGUUGCCGGUAUCGAGCGCUACCCCCUGAAGGUCACCCGCCGUAUGGGCAAGAAGCUCGUCGACCGCCGCAGCCGCAUCAAGCCCUUCAUCAAGGUCGUCAACUACAACCACUUGAUGCCCACUCGCUACACUCUCGAGCUUGAGGGCCUCAAGGGUGCCGUUUCCAACGACACUUUCAAGGAGGUUUCUCAGCGUGAGGACGCCAAGAAGACUGUCAAGAAGGCUCUUGAGGACCGCUACACCUCCGGCAAGAACCGCUGGUUCUUCACUCCUCUGCUCCUUGUGAUCGAUCCGGUCGAUAUGAACGAUGUGGUCAAGCCGGCCGGUCCUUUGCCAUGA
Molecule: messenger RNA, 462 nt
Organism: Penicillium diatomitis
Lineage: Eukaryota; Fungi; Ascomycota; Eurotiomycetes; Eurotiales; Aspergillaceae
Product: 60S ribosomal eL27 domain-containing protein
Exons: 4
Coding region: 1-462 (153 amino acids)
Biological process (GO): translation
Cellular component (GO): ribosome; cytosolic large ribosomal subunit
Molecular function (GO): structural constituent of ribosome
Source: RefSeq, a predicted model, not a curated record